AUGGAUAUGUCGAACUGGGAGCAGAAGAAUUUGCUAAGUGAGCUGGUUCAUGGGCUGAAGGCGGCAAAGCAGCUCCAAGCUGAGCUCGGAACAGCUCCUUCUCCGCCACCACCAUCGUUGUCUUCUUCUUCCUUAUGUAUGACGACGGAGAUGAGAGAAACCCUCCUACAUCAGAUCGUUUCUUCCUAUGAGAAAGCUAUUUUGAUGCUCAACGGUUCCAGCGUAGUACACAGUCAGAUGGCGGAGAUGGUAAAUCUUGCGGCGAAUCCUGUAGCUAACACCGGUAAAGUUCCAGAAUCUCCGACUUCGAUCAACGGAAGUCCGAGAAGUGAAGAGUUUAUUGAUGGCGGAGGAUCGAAAGAUUACAACUUGAGCUCUAAAAAGAGGAAGAUGUUGCCAAAGUGGACAGAGCAAGUGAGAAUUAGCCCAGAGAGAGGCUUAGAAGGACCUCAUGAUGAUGUCUUCAGCUGGAGAAAAUAUGGCCAGAAAGACAUUUUAGGCGCCAAGUAUCCAAGGAGUUAUUACAGAUGUACAUUUCGUAACACACAGAAUUGUUGGGCCACGAAACAGGUCCAGAGAUCGGACGAUGAUCCUACGAUCUUCGAUUUGACAUACAAAGGAAAACACACUUGCUCACAGGGAAUCCCACCUCGGGAUAAGCCAGACACUACACCAAACACAACACUCAUAAAUUACCAAAAUGACCUUCUCGCCAAUCUCAGGACCAAUCUUUCUGUCCGUACCAACGGGAUCGAGAGCGACGGUUUCUCAUUCCCAGUUACGCCACCGUUUUACUCGUACGAGUCCGAUUUCGGCAACGGUGGUGGAACGUUCUGCGACAUGGGAAAUUAUUCUCGUCCGUCGGAUUUUACGGGAUUGGUCUCCACUAAUACCUCUACAGGAAGUUCUCCAAUUUUCGAUGUGGAUUUUCAGUUUGAUCCAACGGCCGAGAUUAACACUGGUCUCCACACAUUUCUCCAUGAUUCGGUUUAACUUCAAUUAGGGAUUAAAAUAUUCUUUGAGAUUAUUAAUAUAGUACAAAAUAAGGAUUACUGUUUGACAAAAAUAAAACAUUUUGGAUUUUUAACGUAAAAGCCCCAAUUAAUUUUGUUUCGGGUAUAAAGCCCUCAAUUAAUGAUUCAAUAAAUAAAAACCCUAAGUAACUUUUCUUAACGAAUUAAACCCUCCUGUUACUUUUUCCGUCAAAGUUAAACAUAGCGUAUUUGGAAAGGAAUAAAACAACACAAUUGUAGAUAAACAACACGAUUUUUAAUUAGAAUGUCACGUAGUUUUACCCUUCCAACUUGAAAAUUAAGUCAAGUAAAAAUUUCCAAAGCCGACAUAGCUUAGAAUGAUGAACCCUAGUUUGCAAAAGAGAAGGGUUUUGAGUUUCGCUUGGUUCUUGUGAGAACUUGAGAGAGACUGAGUUUGAGAGGGGGUGAGUUUGAAUCUAGUGCGAGAGUUGAAAACGAGAAGCCUAGUAGUUCCUGCGGGUUUGAAAACGAAAAGUGAAAGUGAAAGAGUUGAUUCAGUGGUCGCUGGAAGAUGAACAG
Brassica oleracea var. oleracea is the source of this 1553-nucleotide messenger RNA. RefSeq names its product probable WRKY transcription factor 41. Gene Ontology annotation, molecular function: DNA-binding transcription factor activity; transcription cis-regulatory region binding. The coding region runs from base 1 to 993 and encodes 330 amino acids. Lineage: Eukaryota; Viridiplantae; Streptophyta; Magnoliopsida; Brassicales; Brassicaceae. The transcript is spliced from 3 exons. Gene Ontology annotation, cellular component: nucleus. Gene Ontology annotation, biological process: regulation of DNA-templated transcription. The record is from RefSeq and is a predicted model, not a curated record.